Chenopodium quinoa (quinoa) is the source of this 1281-nucleotide messenger RNA. RefSeq names its product glycine-rich cell wall structural protein-like. Bases 1 to 1281 code for a protein of 426 amino acids. The transcript has a single exon. NCBI's taxonomy places the organism in Eukaryota, Viridiplantae, Streptophyta, Magnoliopsida, Caryophyllales, Amaranthaceae. The record is from RefSeq and is a predicted model, not a curated record.
AUGGGGAAGUUUUUGAGAGUUUUUGGAAUGUCGUUUUUAGUUUUAUCACUUGUGGUGGUGUUUGUAGGGUUAGCUGAGGGAAGACAGUUAGAGGAGAAAAACAAUGUGGGUAAGGAGGGUUUUGUAGGAGAGGAAGAUGGUUUGGGUUAUGGGGGUGGUAAAGGAGGCGGCAUUGGGGGUGGAUACGGAGGUGGUAAAGGUGGCGGCAUUGGUGGUGGAUAUGGUGGUGGUGUUGGAGGAGGUCAUGGAGGUGGUGGUGGCUUUGGAGGCGGCCAUGGAGGUGGUGGUGUAGGAGGUGGUUAUGGAGGAGGCCAUGAAGGUGGUGUAGGAGGCGGUGUUGGUGGUGGCUCUGGAGGUGGUUAUGGAGGGGGCAAAGGUGGAGGGGUUGGAGUUGGUGUAGGAGGUGGAGUUGGUGGUGGAGUUGGUGGUGGUUACGGAGGAGGUGUUGGAGGCGGCCAUGAAGGUGGUGUUGGAGGUGGUGCAGGAGGUGGAUAUGGAUCAGGAGGCGGCAAGGGUGGAGGCAUUGGAGGUGGUGUAGGAGGUGGUCAUGGAGGUGGAGUUGGUGGUGGUUAUGGAGGAGGUAAAGGAGGAGGGGUUGGAGGUGGAGUAGGAGGCGGCCACGAAGGUGGUGCAGGAGGUGGUGCCGGUGGUGGAUACGGAUCAGGAGGAGGUAAAGGUGGAGGCAUUGGAGGUGGUGUCGGAGGUGGUCAUGGAGGUGGAGUUGGUGGUGGUUAUGGAGGAGGCAAAGGAGGAGGGGUUGGAGGUGGAGUAGGAGGCGGCCACGAAGGUGGUGUAGGAGGUGGUGCCGGUGGUGGAUACGGAUCAGGAGGAGGUAAAGGUGGAGGCGUUGGAGGUGGUGUCGGAGGUGGUCAUGGAGGUGGAGUUGGUGGUGGUUAUGGAGGAGGCAAGGGAGGAGGACUUGGAGGUGGAGUAGGAGGCGGUCAUGAAGGUGGUGUUGGUGGCGGAUACGGAGCAGGAGGAGGCAAGGGUGGAGGUGUCGGAGGUGGCUACGGAGGAAGUCAAGGAGGAGGUAUUGGUGGAGGUGUGGGAGGUGGUCACGGAGGAGGUAUUGGUGGUGGUUAUGGAGGCGGUAUUGGCGGAGGCCAUGGAGGUGGUGUCGGUGGUGGCUACGGAGGCGGUAUUGGAGGAGGUUCUGGUGGAGGUGCUGGUGGUGGCAUUGGAGGGGGUCAUGGAGGUGGCUAUGGAGGUGGAGCUGGAGGUGGCUAUGGAGGCGGUGCUGGUGGAGGCCAUGGUGGAGGAUAUGGAGGUGGUGGUUAUUAA